GUGCACAUAUUCAUGGCUGGCUACUCGUCGUCACUUGUAUUCAUCAUAAUAUCUUUGCUAAUAUUCGGCUAUUUUAAGCAGCUGCAGUGCGCCAGGGUGACUGUUCACAAGAAUCUAUUCACCUCCUAUCUACUCACCAACACCGUGUGGAUUGUCUGGUACGCGACGAUUGUAACAAACGCGGAUGUCUUGCGGGAAAACAAGGCGUGGUGCCAAAUACUUCAUGUACUGACGCAGUACCUACUGGCGUGCAAUUACUUUUGGAUGUUCUGCGAAGGAGCCUAUCUACACACUAUGAUUGUGAUCACAUUUGUCAGGGAGGAAACCAUUAUGAAAUUCUUGUAUGCGAUAGGAUGGGGUACGUUCAUAUCGAUUUGCGAAUCGCAGCUGCAGUGCGCCAGGGUGACUGUUCACAAGAAUCUAUUCACCUCCUAUCUACUCACCAACACCGUGUGGAUUGUCUGGUACGCGACGAUUGUAACAAACGCGGAUGUCUUGCGGGAAAACAAGGCGUGGUGCCAAAUACUUCAUGUACUGACGCAGUACCUACUGGCGUGCAAUUACUUUUGGAUGUUCUGCGAAGGAGCCUAUCUACACACUAUGAUUGUGAUCACAUUUGUCAGGGAGGAAACCAUUAUGAAAUUCUUGUAUGCGAUAGGAUGGGGACUUCCCGUUCUCCUAGUUCUUGUAUACGGACUUGUACGUGGCCUAGUACCAGUUGGAAACACCGAUUUUUGCUGGAUAAACGAAUCGAAUUACACGUGGGUCAUAGCGGGUCCUGUGUGCGCAUCUGUUGUCAUAAACCUGUUUUUCCUAUGCAACAUAGUACGAGUUUUACUGCAGAAGAUGCGAGCAGUGAAUGCGCCUGACCCGCAGCAGUACAGGAAGGCAGUUCGCGCUGUUCUCAUUCUCGUGCCGUUGUUUGGUGCGCAGUACAUACUGCUGAUUUAUCGACCUCCGCAAGGAACCUCAGGUGCAGAGGUCUUCACUAAGGUCUACGCCUUUUUCGCGUCGUUUCAGGGGUUGUUCGUCGCUCUGAUAUUCUGCUUGUUGAACGGCGAGGUUCUGCGAACAAUAUACACGCACGUGAUGCGCAACAUAUUGAAACGAACCGACAAACUUUCAGCGAGAAACACGUCCGUUUAUCUGCGACCGAAGUCGACGGCAAACGUCGCCGAACAGACGCCCAUUCACCAGAAUUCUCAGUUCUGA
Molecule: messenger RNA, 1212 nt
Organism: Priapulus caudatus
Lineage: Eukaryota; Metazoa; Priapulida; Priapulimorpha; Priapulimorphida; Priapulidae
Product: calcitonin gene-related peptide type 1 receptor-like
Exons: 10
Coding region: 13-1212 (399 amino acids)
Biological process (GO): adenylate cyclase-modulating G protein-coupled receptor signaling pathway; cell surface receptor signaling pathway
Cellular component (GO): plasma membrane
Molecular function (GO): G protein-coupled peptide receptor activity
Source: RefSeq, a predicted model, not a curated record